AUGUGGUUCGCAUUCUUCUUCGUCUGCAAUCGGAUUCUUCAGAUCCUGACUCUGAUCCCCACCAUGGGCAUGCUCGCCUGGUUUGUCAAUGGCUUCGUCGAGGCAAACGCCCUCACGCCCGAUUCCAUUCUCGUGCUCUUCAUCGUCUCGGUCCUCGCUCUCGCCUGGGCCAUGUUCACCCUCUUCUCCUACCACCGCUCCUCGGCCAAUGCCAUGUUCGUCGGCUUCAUCGACCUCGGCUUUGUUGGCGCCUUCAUCGCUGCCGUCUGGUAUCUGCGCGGCAUCCGCAACGCCGACUGCACCAACGUCUCUCGCGACGGCGACUGGACCUACCGCCUUGGCGAUGUCACCGUCACUGGCCCCGACUACGACUGGACCACCGACAAGCCCUGUGCCAUGCUCAAGGCUUGCUGGGCGUUUGCCAUUAUGAACACCAUCCUGUUCUUCUUCACCUCCUUCGUCGCCUUUGCCCACGGCGAUCACCUCAGUGCCUACGACCGCAAGUACACCACCCGCUCGCGCUCGCACUCGCACCACUCUAGCCGCCACAGCCACCGAAGCAGCCGCUCUCGCUCCGGCUCCCGCUACAGCCACCGCAGCCCUCACUCUCGCCGUGUCUACGUCUAA
Messenger RNA from Ilyonectria robusta, 627 nucleotides. RefSeq lists its product as uncharacterized. The record is from RefSeq and is a predicted model, not a curated record. The coding region runs from base 1 to 627 and encodes 208 amino acids. The transcript is spliced from 2 exons. Lineage: Eukaryota; Fungi; Ascomycota; Sordariomycetes; Hypocreales; Nectriaceae.